UAUGCAGAUGAGCUAACACAUUCCAUUUUGCAAUUGAUGUUUGGUUUUGAAAAAUGGAAACAGUUUGUUUUUCUUUGCAUGCAACACAUCAAAAUCUGUGACUGUUAUUCAUCAGUCCAGACUGUAAAUCCUGUAGGUACACUGACUUAACCAGCCUGAAACUGAGACUUCCCCUUUCUUCCUCAUCCAAACUGUGCAGUCGAGUUCUGACAGUUGCCGGGAGCGUCAGGUCGCCAGGUUGGAAAGGUUGGAGAUUUUGAUCCGUCAUAAUGUUGACACAGGGGUGAGGCAGCUGUUUGAAUAACAGGAUAAGGUGUUCAGUGUGGAUGUGCAGCUGGGCAGUGUGUUUACGCUUCAUUCACCACCAGACCCAUAAUCAGUGACGUGACUGUUGAAGGCACCGAGUUCAGACAAUGUGCCUGUGUGUGGACACACACACACUACACAUGUGUGUUUUUAUGUGAUACACUGUGUGUAUUUUAUGUUUUUAUGCCUCUGAAUGAAAUAGGGUGGAAGUGGUCUGUGUGUGUAAGCUUCAUCACUCCUUCCAGGAAGUCCUCUGCAGAAUUUCCUUUUAUAGAAGCUAAAUACAAAAGGCUUGCUGUCCACUUCCUGUAAACAGCUCGACGGCUGCGUUAGCAGUGCUCUGAUUGGCCUUCUUGGAUCUCGGGGAGUUCCAAGAGGAGGAAGCGAGCCUCCUCUGACACUGGCCAACCACAGGGAAUAGAAAGUGCUGUGAUACAAUGAGAGAGUGGAGAAUAAGGAACUGGAAAUAUAAAAGACAGUGGCAGACAUUGACAGGCCCAGAGGAAGAGUGACGAUGGAAUUUGAUGCGUUGGUUCAUCUGACUUUUGGGAGUGUCACUCAAAAAGUGAAGGACAGAUUUGGGUAAAAAAUUCUGGGGAUUUAAGUCAUGAUCCAAGGAAGAAAUGAUUAGAUGUGGUGAUCAUUUAGGAUCUUGAGCUUCCUGGAAAUAUGUGCAUUUUCACAAUUUAAGUGGACGUAGACUUCUGUUUUUUCUGAGGACACCAAUGCAGAACUGAAAAUGUAUUGAAUAGAUAUCUGAGGGUGACUCUUCUGGUUGUAAAAUGAGUUUCUACUUCUCACAUUUCUCUGAGGCGGUAAUGGUCUCAAUCACUAGUUUCAAGUCUUUUUUUCAGUUGGACAUGAUGCCAGUGUUGUAAAAGAUCUUGCAAAAUAGACAAUAAAUUGUGUUGAAAACUGGAGUUCAGAUUAUGUCUGGGUUGUCAUCAGAAUCAGUGGCCACUUUAUUGAGACCCACAGAUGCUUCAGGGAAGAUUUUAUUUGGGUUGCCCUUUGCCUCAAGGUUUAUGUUCAUAUGUUUAAUUAUGUGUGCAUAACCUGUAUAAAAGAUAAGUAAUCAAACAUAUAUCUUUUGGAAAUGUCUCUUUAAACAUUAAAAAUAGUAGUUGUUACAGAUAUUGCUGUAAAAGUAGUCAGGAACUUUGCAUUGUGCACAUAUCUGCGCUUGACACAAUCUACAAUAUACGUUCAGUAAAUUCAGUAAAAAAAACACCUUAGCUUUAUAAAUGAUGUUUGAACUGAAAGCGGUUUCUUGCCUACUUUUUCUUGUUGGGACGACUACAUGGAGCUACGUUGUUUCGUGUUGGUGUGUGUGGCAGGCUACUUAAUCCAUUAAUCACCUCAUUGGUACAAUACAAACACAUGCGUGUCGCCCGCAGUGCUGCUGAUGUGUGCACCUGCCUGUUUCCCUCAAAGCUUUCCUGCUGCUGCAGUCAGUAAGCUAAACUCACACAGCUCUAUGGAAGAUGUUCAAGGCUUCACAAUGAAGCCCCUGUUGGCAAGGGUGUGUGUGUGUGUGUCUGUGUGUCUGUGUGUGUGUGUGUGUGUGUUAGAGAUGAACCGGAGGACACGCCUGCUGCAGCCCUGCAGCUAUGAAAUUCCUACUGAGAGACAACUUGUCUCAGCCUGGCCAGCCAGCACCAAGCAGUCAGUCCAAAACACACACACACACACACACAGAGAGAGAGACUUUGAAAAUGCAUAUUAAAGCUGGACUGAGUCUAAUUUUAUCCUGUCCGGGCAAGAAAACACUUGUCCCAUCCAAGAUCGCUGAGGAAUGAGGCAGCCUGCUGUGACCUGCCCUCAGAAUGGUUAAAAGAGAGAGAGAGCGAGAGAGAGAGGGGGAAGAAACAGUGAGAACUAAGUAGAUAAAUGAGCAGUAGAAGGGGAGACUCACACACACACACUCGCUGGGAAUAGAAUCGGGUCGUGUUUCUUGUUUACCUGGUCUUCUGUGAGGAACAGAAGAGAAAACAAACAGGUGCACGUGUGUGUAAAUGUGUGACAGCGGAGUGUGUGAGGACAAGCCCCCCGCCCCCCCUGUCAGGAUGAGCAGCCAAGGAGGAGGAGCCAAGGACACGCAGUCGGCCAAUCACAGCUCUCGGCCGCUGCCGUCUGUACCAGAGGAGAGGAAGUCCAGGAACAAGAUCAUCUCCAUGUUUGCCUCUGAGAAAGGAGGCAGGAAGAAGGACCGGGACAAGGACAGACCUGAGAUAUCGUCUCCGUCUGACUUUGAACACACCAUCCAUGUGGGUUUCGAUGCCGUCACUGGAGAGUUCACUGGUAUGCCAGAGCAAUGGGCCCGUCUCCUUCAAACCUCUAACAUCAGUAAAUCAGAGCAGAAACAGAAUCCUCAGGCCGUCCUCGACAUUCUCAAGUUCUAUGACUCCACCACUGGAAAACAGAAAUACCUCAGUUUUUCUGCCUCGGAUAAAGACUCACAGUCGCUGGGUAAACAGGGUACGGUGACCUCUCCGUCAGGUGGUAAAGGUGGCGACGACGACGACGACGAUACACCUCCUCCCAUUGUCGCCCCGCGACCGGAACACACCAAAUCAGUGUACACGAGGUCGGUGAUAGAUCCACUGCCAGCUCCAGAGGGAGACGCUGCGUCAAAGGCAGCUGACAGACAGAAGAAGAAGGGAGGAGGCAAAAUGACUGAUGAGGAGAUCAUGGAAAAACUAAGAACUAUAGUUAGUAUUGGAGAUCCUAAGAAGAAAUACACUCGCUAUGAGAAGAUCGGCCAGGGGGCGUCUGGCACCGUUUACACAGCCAUAGAUGUUGCCACAGGACAAGAAGUGGCUAUCAAACAAAUCAACCUGCAGAAGCAGCCAAAGAAAGAGCUGAUUAUCAACGAGAUCCUGGUCAUGAAGGAGCUGAAGAACCCAAAUAUUGUCAAUUUCUUAGACAGUUUCCUUGUAGGAGAUGAGCUGUACGUGGUGAUGGAGUAUCUGGCUGGUGGCUCCCUCACUGAUGUUGUGACGGAGACGUGCAUGGACGAGGCCCAGAUUGCCGCCGUCUGCAGAGAGGUCCUUCAGGCUCUAGAGUUUCUUCAUGCCAACCAGGUCAUCCACAGAGACAUCAAGAGUGACAACGUGCUGCUGGGGAUGGAUGGAUCAGUCAAACUCACUGACUUCGGCUUCUGUGCCCAGAUCACUCCAGAGCAGAGCAAGCGCAGCACCAUGGUGGGGACUCCAUACUGGAUGGCUCCAGAGGUGGUGACCAGGAAAGCCUAUGGACCCAAAGUGGACAUUUGGUCUUUGGGGAUCAUGGCCAUAGAGAUGGUGGAGGGAGAGCCUCCUUAUCUCAAUGAGAACCCUUUGAGAGCUUUGUAUUUAAUUGCCACCAACGGGACUCCUGAGCUGCAGAGUCCAGAGAAGCUGUCUCCCGUCUUCAAUUCCUUCCUGUCCCGCUGUCUAGAGAUGGACGUGGAGAAGCGAGGAUCAGGCAGAGAACUGCUGCAGCAUCCAUUCCUGAAGCUGGCCAAGCCUCUGUCCAGCCUCACCCCGCUCAUCCUGGCAGCCAAGGAGGCCAUGAGGAGCAACCGCUAAAUCCCAGUCUCUAAAGACUAUAAAAGAGCCGAGAGAACCAGGACCGGACCAGCAAGCAUCUUCUUUUUCUCGUCUAUAUAUGAUGAUCAUGAGUGACCUAUUUAAUUAUUUUCUUUUUUUCCCCCAAAGGGUCAAAGAAUGAAUCUCCGCUCCUUAACUAUUUCCUUUUCUGCGCUGAAGCCAUAUUUAUUUGACCUUUUGUUCCAAAGUUAGAGUGUGCAUUUUACGAAUCAUUGUUGCAAAGGUUCAAGACGACUAACACACCAAAGUCCACACUCACAAAGCAUCUUAUGUGACUGGGAGUCGUUCAUAAAGCCUGUAAAUGUUCCUCUUUAACCUUUUUCAUAAAACACUCGACAGCUGCUUUUACUGAGGAAGGAAGAGAGGGGGGUGUUAAUAUGGAUGGGAUCAAAGCUCUGUCUAAAUUCCAUAGUACACACUAAUUAUAAGCAAGGGUGUCUUUUUUCAGUAUAUGGUGUUCAAAUUGAAGAAACACAAAAGUAAACAACAGAUUUAUUACUCAUAAUGAUAUUUGGUCAGAAAAUCCUUGGAAUGAGAGUGACGUUUUAUUUAAAAUAGAUUCAUUUAACCAUGUUGUGUCAUCAAAUUGACGGUUACCAUUUUUACUUUACUGCCUCAUUACCAGUUACUUUUCGACAGCUUCUAUUACCUUUUGAUCAACGCUGCUUGAGCAAAUUUUCAAAUACUCUGUAUACUGUAUGACAAAAGUAACCUUGGUCAUUUUUAGGAUUCUAGAGAGAACCUUCUCAACCGGUUUCUAUGGCUGCUGUUGCUAUAGUUACAUGUAUGCAUUCUGACAGGGUCCAUUAGUCUUGAAAGCACACUGUACUAUGACUGCACUGUACUCCGCUCCCAGCAUUGAACAGUGCGGCCUUUGUGCAGUGGAAAAGCCAUAAUGUGUCAGAGACAGUGUCCUUGUGUGACCUGGUAUCUCACUCACUGAAAAUGAAACCAUUCCUGUAAGGGGGUGGGCAUUUUUUUGUGUGGUUUUGAACAUGAAACCAUGUAUUAUUUUAUAAUAGAAGAAGAAGAAAAAUCUCCAAAUUCCGUGUGUUUAGUGUUUCAACUUCCUGGUGGCCGUUUAAGCGUCUCUGAUUUCUGAACUGUCUGUGGUCUCUUCUAGAAACUAUGCAAACCCAUCCGAUGUUUUUACUGCAUGAAAUCAAUGCCUUGAAUAUUUGGGUCCACUGUACUGGCCACACAUUUCUCUCUCUCUGUGUUGUUUCCUCUCGUUGUUCUGUAUGUCCGUAUCGCUGCCUUUUUGCAGUCGUUGCCUCUUGUCUCUAUUGGUGUGAGUACAACACAAAUACUGUAUGAAAUUAUCAGUUGAACUGGAGGAAGACUUUGCCCAUUUUGUACAUUAUACAUUUGGUAAUGUUCUGUGUUUUUUAUGCGGCUUUUUAAAACGUAUGUAAAUCGUUGUUUCAUAUUUGUAACUAACACAGGAGAAGAUAUUUGCUGUUCUUUGUAUUUUGGCAUGUUUGUUUGUGGGUUUUUUUUCUUUUUUUUUGCACCAUUUCAUCCUCAGUUCCCUCAGAACUGUGCAAUUAUGGACUUGGAAUCAUAAAAUGCAUCAAUAAGCCUGAGAGCAAUCGAGCCAGACCUGAAUCUGUAUUCAGGUCAGGUCUGAAUUCUUUAUGUUUGUUUUACCUUGCUCGGAGUACCAUGUGAGUUUGGUGUAUACCUCAUUAUACAGCUCGUUUUGACAAUCACAGAAUAUUUUUUUUAUUAAAUAUUCAGCUAAAGGACUGGUGUGAGUGUGAUAGUCGGAUGUCUUGGCAGAAAUUGUACCCCAGUAUUCAAGUUAACGACCUGAAGCUGAGGAUUAUUAGUCAUCCACAACAAGCUCCUGACUUUAUAUCAGCAUAGGAAAAUGCUCCUUUUCCAUGGAGUCUGUCAGUGUUUCGACAUGUGAGUGCUUCUUCAGGUUACUCCGAUGUAGAAAAGGAGGGAUAUUCAAUUUGUAGACGUCACUAGAACCGCCGCUUGUAGACGUCCUUUAACAGACACAAAAACCCACUCAUGGUACUCGGCAGGUUGACACAAAUACACAGUGUUUGCUCCUGUGACCAGGCUGGCAAACACUAUCAUGUGGCUUUAUUUUUUUUUUGACAAGAACACAUUCCAGUAAUGCAGUUUUUGUAUUAUGAACGAUGAAGAGUUUUUAAAAGGAAUGCAUUGUUGUUCAUCAUGAAACCACACACUUCUGGUAUUGAAUAAAAUCCAUACAUGUAAAUUAUUAAUAAAGGUGGCUUGUUUCUGGA
This is a messenger RNA of Solea senegalensis (Senegalese sole), 6160 nucleotides long. Its product is annotated as serine/threonine-protein kinase PAK 2-like. Bases 2322 to 3875 code for a protein of 517 amino acids. Gene Ontology annotation, molecular function: ATP binding; protein serine/threonine kinase activity. Gene Ontology annotation, cellular component: cytoplasm. NCBI's taxonomy places the organism in Eukaryota, Metazoa, Chordata, Actinopteri, Pleuronectiformes, Soleidae. The record is from RefSeq and is a predicted model, not a curated record. The transcript has 15 exons. Gene Ontology annotation, biological process: regulation of MAPK cascade; intracellular signal transduction; regulation of axonogenesis.